This is a messenger RNA of Talaromyces stipitatus ATCC 10500, 180 nucleotides long. RefSeq lists its product as uncharacterized. The transcript has 2 exons. The record is from RefSeq and is a predicted model, not a curated record. NCBI's taxonomy places the organism in Eukaryota, Fungi, Ascomycota, Eurotiomycetes, Eurotiales, Trichocomaceae. Bases 1 to 180 code for a protein of 59 amino acids.
AUGACACCGUUCCUAUUCUCUAUCAAAGAUCUUGACCGCCUCAAGAUUUACUACAAUAAUAUGAAGGAUCUCCUUAUCCGCAGCAAACCGUACCUAACCGCGCCAAUUAAUUAUGUUGAUUAUACUGCCACUUUGGACAUCCUUCUGUCAGACGACUACAUAAAACCCUACAACGCGUAG